GUCGUUCGGUCGUUCGCGCCAGGGCGCCGAGCUCCGCAAAAUUUACCGCCUGCGCGCGCAGGCACCGAUGCUUUUGUCGGGCCCUUGCGGCGCAGCGAGGGCACUUCCAGAGUGCCUUCGGCGCGCGCGAGCUGUGCGCUGCUGGUGGAAAAAGAACCCGGCGCCGGAGAUCUGGGAAGGACGCCCAGACAUCCGCGGCGCCCCGGACCACGUCCAGCUGCCUGCAGCAGAUGACGCCACCGUGCCGGCGCAGCAGCGCAGCGCGAAGGAGGCUGAGUCCAAGGGAUAAUGACUAUCUCGGGAGAGGCAUGCGCAGCUACUUCGACCGCCCCGUGCAGAAGCUAGACAGGCGGCGCGUGCUUGAGCCCACGUGGAACCUGGAGCGGAGGGGCCAGGACGCUUCCAAGGAGGCGUACUUGGUCUUCGACGCGAAGACGGCCAAGUGGAAGGAGGAGUGGGACUGGGUGCUGGACCCGACGCGGCGCUCUCUGGGUUUGGCGCAGGCCGGGCGGGCCCUCGGCCAGCAGCUGCCGAUCCCUGCAGAGGACCACGCCGCGCGCAUGCGCAGGGAGGAGCACUGGGACCGGCGCCACGCGGAGGUGUUCUCCAGCAAGAACGAGACCUGCAUGGUCGACUACAGGAGCUACUUCGACCGCCCGAAAGACGACAGUCGUGGCUUCGCCCCAGGUCCCGUCUGGCGCUUGGAAAAGGAGGUGAAGCCGCCGCUCUCGCGGCGGGCCGCUUCGGACCCCCUCCUGCGCGAGGCCCUCCUCUCGCCCGGUCUCGCCGGCGGCAUGGGCCGCUCGUGCGGGCCUCCCCCGACCGACCCGAAGCUCGCGGGCAGGCCGGAAUGGGUCGGCAACUUUGACACCGAGUCGAGGCUGAAUCGGGGCCUGGGGGGCAAAAUGGGGCGGUGACACCUGCCUCUGACGCCAUAUCCAGACAUCUGGCGGUUCGAUUUUUUCGAGUCUUCGCCCUAGUAGUAGUAGUAGUAGUAGUAGUAGUAGUAGUAGUAGUAGUAGUAGUAGUAGAGGAAUUUAAUGACGAACGACAGGAUGGGCAUUUGAUCUUCAAUCGGCU
Messenger RNA from Prorocentrum cordatum, 1080 nucleotides. NCBI's taxonomy places the organism in Eukaryota, Dinophyceae, Prorocentrales, Prorocentraceae. The record is from the annotation of a GenBank genome assembly.